Messenger RNA from Condylura cristata (star-nosed mole), 1405 nucleotides. It is a transcript of the gene TMEM120A, whose product is annotated as transmembrane protein 120A. The transcript has 12 exons. Gene Ontology annotation, biological process: fat cell differentiation. The coding region runs from base 128 to 1159 and encodes 343 amino acids. Lineage: Eukaryota; Metazoa; Chordata; Mammalia; Eulipotyphla; Talpidae. The record is from RefSeq and is a predicted model, not a curated record. Gene Ontology annotation, cellular component: membrane.
UGGCGUCUCGAGCCCGGAAGCGGACGGGGGCGGCGGCGGAGGUGGCUGUGGCGGAGGUCCCUGGGACUAGCCGGGGUUGCGGCUCAGUCCUUUACUCGUGGCUGGUCGGGAGCGCGGCCCGGCAGCCAUGCAGCCCCCGCCCCCGGGCCCGCUGGGUGACUGCCUGCGGGACUGGGAGGAGCUGCAGCUGGACUUCCAGAGCAUCCAGGAGAACCACCGGUUGUACCGCCUGAAGUUGGAGGAGCUGACCAAGCUGCAGAACACUUGUACCAGCUCCAUCACUCGGCAAAAGAAGCGGCUCCAGGAGCUGGCUCUUGUUCUGAAGAAAUGCAAACCUUCCCUCCCAGUGGAGGCAGAGGAGGCCUCGCAGGAGCUGGAGAACCAGAUCAAGGAACGCCAAGGCCUCUUCUUUGACAUGGAGGCCUAUUUGCCCAAGAAGAAUGGGUUGUACCUGAGCCUAGUUCUGGGCAACGUCAAUGUGACACUCCUGAGCAAGCAGGCUAAGUUUGCCUACAAAGACGAGUACGAGAAGUUCAAGCUCUACCUCACCAUCAUCCUCAUUCUCAUCUCCUUUACUUGCCGCUUCCUGCUCAACUCCAGGGUGACAGAUGCUACCUUCAACUUCCUGCUGGUCUGGUAUUACUGCACCCUGACCAUCCGAGAGAGCAUCCUUAUCAACAACGGCUCCCGGAUCAAAGGCUGGUGGGUUUUCCAUCAUUACGUAUCCACGUUCCUGUCCGGAGUCAUGCUGACGUGGCCUGAUGGCCUCAUGUACCAGAAGUUCCGGAACCAAUUCCUGUCCUUCUCCAUGUACCAGAGCUUUGUGCAGUUCCUGCAGUAUUACUACCAGAGCGGCUGCCUGUAUCGCCUGCGGGCCUUGGGGGAGAGGCACACCAUGGACCUCACUGUGGAGGGUUUCCAGUCCUGGAUGUGGCGAGGACUCACCUUCCUGCUGCCCUUUCUGUUCUUUGGACAUUUCUGGCAGCUUUUCAAUGCACUAACAUUGUUCAACCUGGCCCGGGACCCUGAAUGCAAGGAAUGGCAGGUGCUCAUGUGUGGCUUCCCCUUCCUCCUCCUCUUCCUCGGCAAUUUCUUCACCACCCUGCGGGUUGUGCACCAGAAAUUCCACAGUCAGAGGCACGGGAACAAGAAUGAAUGAGGCUGGGCCUGUCUGUGCCAGCCAGCACGACUCCCUACAGCACCCCCAUCCUGGAAGGGGCUUUUGUACCCCACAUGUUGUUUGAGGGGGUGGAGGCUUGCCUUUUGAUGGGAGGGUCUCUUUUGCUCUCCCUGGGUUUUUGGGCUCCGUGGGCCCUAAAGGCUAUGCUGGAGAGGAAGAGCUGGGCCUCUUUCCCCACUCUGGGGAGCUGGGGGCCAGUGGCCUCAAUAAAGGAGGAGGCACAGA